Messenger RNA from Fonticula alba, 1888 nucleotides. RefSeq lists its product as hypothetical. The transcript is spliced from 3 exons. The record is from RefSeq and is a predicted model, not a curated record. NCBI's taxonomy places the organism in Eukaryota, Rotosphaerida, Fonticulaceae. Gene Ontology annotation, molecular function: manganese ion binding; metalloaminopeptidase activity. Bases 1 to 1608 code for a protein of 535 amino acids.
AUGUCCACCACCACCACCACCACCACCACCGCUGCCAGCACUUUCUCCAUGGGUGCCGGCACCUUUGAAAUUGACCUGGCCGCCCUGCAUGGCGCACACCGCGCCAAGCUGGCCGAGCGCAUGCAGGUCGACGCCUGGGCCGUCCUCGCCGGCGGCGUGCAGGCCACCCGCGAUGCCACCGACCAUGAGCCGCUCUUCCGCCAGGAGAGCUUCUUCCACUACCUGUUCGGCGUGCGGGAGGCCGGCUUCAUGGGGGCCGUGCAUUUGAAGACCGGGCGGUCGCUGCUUUUCGCCCCCCGGCUGCCCGAGGCGUACGCCGUCUGGAUGGGCACCAUCCAUCCUCCGUCGCACUUCGCCAGCCGGUACUCCGUUGACGGGGCCCACUAUGUUGAUGAGCUGGCCGCCGUGUUGAAGGCCGAGUCCCCGGCUGGCAGCGCCCCGCCCACGGUGUAUGUCCUGCACGGGGUCAACACCGACAGCGGCAACACCACCACCCCGGCCACUUUCGAGGGCAUCGAGGAUUUCCCGGUGAACCGGUCCACCGGCGGUGAUGGCCUGCACCACCACCUGGUGGAGUGCCGUCUGAUCAAGACCCCGGCCGAGGUGGAGCUCAUGCGCUAUGUCAACUCGGUCAGCUCGCGCGCCCAUGUCGAUGUCAUGAAGUGGGCCCCGACCGCGGUGACCGCCCCCGGCGGGCUGAAGGAGUACCAGCUGGAGGCGCGCUUCAUGCACUUCUGCUACCACCAUGGCGGUGCGCGCUUCAUGUCCUACACUUGCAUCUGCGGUGUCGGUGACCAUGGUGCCGUGCUGCACUACGGCCAUGCCGGCGCUCCCAACGAUGGGGCCUGCACUCCGGGGCAGAUGGCUCUGCUGGACAUGGGCUGCGAGUAUCAUGGCUACGCGUCGGACAUCACCUGCAGCUAUCCCAUGGGCGGGGUCUUCUCGGCCGAUCAGCGUCUCAUUUACGAUGCUGUCCUGGCCUCGGUCAAGGCCGUCGAGGAGGCCAUCCGUCCGGGCGUCAUGUGGCCGGACCUGCACAUCCUGUGUGAGACGGUCCUCGUUGAGCGCCUCCAGGCUGGCGGCCUCAUCAAGUCCGACACCCCUGCCCGUGAGCUGGUGGACCUGGGCGUGGCGGCUCUCUUCAUGCCGCACGGCAUGGGGCACCUGCUGGGCAUUGACACCCAUGAUGUGGGUGGCUAUCCGGCCCACAUGGACAACCCGGAGGAUCUGGUCCCGCGUGCCACGCGCCCCGGGCUCCGGUCGCUGCGCUGCGGUCGCCGCCUGCUGGCCAACAUGGUGCUGACCGUUGAGCCGGGGAUCUACUUCAUCGAGGCCAUCCUGCGCCCGGUGGUCGGGACCUCGGCCGCUGACGUGACCGGCUCCGACGCCCACCCCCUGGCCCAGUACCUGGAGACCGACCGCGUCCGUGCCCUGCUGGACUCCCGCUUCGGUGGCAUUCGCAUUGAGGACAAUGUUGUGGUCACCGAGACCGGGUGCGAGAACCUGACCGAUGUGCCGCGCGAGGUGGACGACAUCGAGGCUGUCUGCGCUGGCCGCCAGACCUGGGCCUUCCGCAACCGCCUGCCCGCGCACAAUGCUGCCGACUGAAAAAAAAAAAAAAGGAAGAAGACCCCUCCACCCUGGGCAAGCAGCGGGGGCUGCCGGAAAGCGACGGCCCGGCUGCAGCACAUGAUGCUGACAGGAAACCGCCCACCGCCGGUGUGGCCCCCGGCCUUUUCGGUCUCUUGUGGGUGUUCCCCUCUUGUUGCUUCUGCCCUCCCCUUUUUGCCUUUCCCUCGGGGAUGGCGGUGCUCCCGGCGUAAUAAAAAAAUGCCACGCUGCUGGCUCCCCUCCAGUCCCUCCUCACUCGCCCUGCAGACAAUCGCAA